Messenger RNA from Rhizophagus irregularis DAOM 181602=DAOM 197198, 1368 nucleotides. The record is from RefSeq and is a predicted model, not a curated record. NCBI's taxonomy places the organism in Eukaryota, Fungi, Glomeromycota, Glomeromycetes, Glomerales, Glomeraceae.
AUGUAUUCAUGGAAACGCGGUAGUGCUCAAUAUCAGGAAUAUGUUUCAAUUUUUCAUAUUAAUUCAACUGCCGAAGAAGAAUAUAAUAAGACAGAUGAUAGAGUAAUUUAUAUAGAAGAUUUGGAAAAAAGAGAAGAAAUAUAUGGAACAUGUUGGGAAUGUAAAGAACCUGGCACAGGAGAACUUUGGUGUCAAUCUUGUAAUGCCAAAAGAUUUAAGGAAAAUUUUAAAAAUUGGACUAGUGGAAAUAAAGAUAUUGAUGAAUUCAUCCAAGAUUCACAACUUAAUGCUGUAAGUAGUAAGAAAUGUCUUGAAUGGAUAACUUAUGAGGAUUUACAAGAUAUUACUUAUAUUACUAGAGGAGGGUUUGGUAAAGUUUAUUCAGCUACAUGGACUAAAGGAUUUAUUAUUUAUUGGGAUAUUGACAACCAAGAAUAUUAUAGAAGUGAAAAUGUUAAAGUUGCAUUAAAAAGCUUGGAUGAUUCUUUCGACACGAAUUUAGAUUUGUUAAAUGAGAUCAAAUCUUAUCUUCACAUGUAUACUUGGGAUAUUAUUCAAUAUUUUGGAAUAACUCAAGAUCCAAAUUCUAAAGAGUAUAUGAUGGUUUUAGAAUAUUGUGAAUGUGGAAAUUUAAGAAAUUAUUUAAAUGAAAAUUAUAUGGAUAUAAAGUUAAAAAUUCAGUACUUAUUUCAUAUAGCAAGAGGACUUCAAAAUAUUCAUGAUGCUAAAAAAGUUCAUGGAGACCUUCAUAUAGGAAAUAUAUUACUUAAUAUGAAUCGUAAACAUGCAUAUAUAAGUGAUUUAGGAAUGUGCCGACAAGCAAAUAAUGACAAGGAAGGAGGUUAUGGAGUAUUGCCUUAUAUGUCACCAGAAAUUUUACGUGGAUGCCAAUAUACAAAAGCAGCUGAUAUUUAUUCAUUUGGAAUAGUGAUGAAUGAAUUAAUGUCUGAAGAAACUCCUUAUAGUAAUAUUCCUCAUGAUCAUACGUUAGCUGUUGGGAUAUGUAAAGGACUUCGACCAAAUAUCUCCGAAGAUAUUCCAAAACCGCUCGCAGAUUUGAUCGUUAAAUGCUGGGAUGCUAAAGCAGAAAAUAGACCAACUGCUAAGGAAUUAUCCCAUAAAUUAAGAAAAUGGAGAAAUGAAAUAAGAAACAUGAAUGGAAAUUUUUAUUCCCAAAUAAAAGGACAUAAAUAUAUAAAAAGAUUUAAUAAUGAAAAUAUAUCUAAAAAUAUAUCUAAAAAUAUAGAAACUCACCCUCAAGCAAUCUAUACCAGUAGACUGUUAAGUUUCAAAAAUCUUCCGGAGCCAGUAAAUUCAAAUGAUUUAGUUUCGGAGUGUUUUGAUUGCGUAAUUGAUGAAACUGCGUAA